This is a messenger RNA of Aspergillus sclerotioniger CBS 115572, 1713 nucleotides long. RefSeq lists its product as uncharacterized. Gene Ontology annotation, molecular function: transcription cis-regulatory region binding; zinc ion binding; DNA-binding transcription factor activity, RNA polymerase II-specific. Gene Ontology annotation, cellular component: nucleus. The coding region runs from base 1 to 1713 and encodes 570 amino acids. NCBI's taxonomy places the organism in Eukaryota, Fungi, Ascomycota, Eurotiomycetes, Eurotiales, Aspergillaceae. The record is from RefSeq and is a predicted model, not a curated record. Gene Ontology annotation, biological process: positive regulation of transcription by RNA polymerase II. The transcript has 3 exons.
AUGCAUAGGCUCGGCAGGAAGACUCGGUCUAAGACCGGCUGCCGCACGUGUAGAAUCCGCAAGGUCAAAUGUGACGAGGAGAAAUUAUUUGCCCCUGGCCAGGAAGAGCCGCAAUGCAGGCGUUGCGCGGCGGCCCAAAUCGUGUGCGAGUGGAAGGGCGGCCCUAUCCCACGGGGUCCAGCCAAAGGGUCGGCAAAGGAUGGUCGCGCAGUAACAAGGCGCUCCGACUGUCAGCCUGUUCCGGCUCCUACGCCUUCCCUGUCUCCCACGGGCAGCCCUGGGAAUAGCAUACAAGCAGCCAAUUCGCUCGUCUUGUCUGUCUUUGAUCGUUCCUGCUUGAGUUACCUCCAGGAUUCCGCGCUGGUCGUGAUUCUGGGCAAGCAUUGGCCCUGGUCCACUGUUUCUUAUGCGUACCACAAGAUCGCAGUCAAAGAGCCCAUGGUCAUGAGCAUGAUGCUGGCGACUACUUCCAGUGAGAUCAAUCGAUCGCUUCUGUACGACCGGGACAAGGCGGAGGCACAAUUCUCCAUCGAGAGCUUGUCCGACGUGGAUAGUAGGCUACAUUACGGUCGAGCUCUCUCGGGCCUCCAAGAAGCGCUGAAGCAGGACGUCAAGUCCCCGGAACACAUUGAAGCUAUUUUUAUAACCUUGUGGAUGAUGAUUGACUACGAGAACCGGUUUGGGAGCGGGAUGGCUGGGAUUAAUAUUCACAUUUGCGGCAUUGAGAGUUUACUCUUCAACCACGUCGUCCCGUCGCUUAAGCAGUUGGAACCUCCAUAUACCACAAUGGCAGCAGAUCCAACAGGCAUAACGUGUGAUACUGCAGACAAAACCCCGUACACAAGCCUAAGCCAACAUCCCGUGCCACGGCAGGCUGUGGAAAUCUCCAAGAGUAGGCUUCGACAGACAGCGGUCCCUCUGUUUCUGCUUUGGACCUUGUACUUUUUCACCCCUGGCGCUUUGCUCUCUGGCCCCGGGGCCGCAAGGCUCGAUGCGGAUUUGUUUCGAUUCUUCAUGCAAGAGGAAGCAGGAAGUGUGGGAUUGAGCCUGUCCGAACUUUAUAGGAUGGGAAGACAGUCACCGUCCCGAUUCUGGGGGGAGAUGUACCCCACGACAGCUCAGCUGGAUGAUAUGGAGAAUCUCCCUGGCUUGACACUAUAUCACAAGAGCCAUGUGAUACAGUUCCGCAUUACAGAGUUGUUUCGAGAAAGCGCCCCUUUGGAGAAAAACUGCGAGGAGAUCAUUGAUGAACUCAUCAUGUUAUCUGAUGAAUACGAUAUCUUGCUGUCUUCCGCCAAAUCCGCUCCCUCGUGCGAGAUCGUGGGCGACGGACGUCGCGUGAUGGAAACGGUCUUUUGGGCAGCCAUCACCUAUUACGGCACGAUUGUGUAUCUUCACCUGUGCUGCAAGGACAAUUUCGCCGAAGGAUUCCAGCGUGCAGAUCUGAUGUCUCUGCAUGACGCCGUUUGCCAGGUUUUGGAACUCUCCUUGAAGCUCCAUCGCAGCCGACCGCACUUGAUGGUGCGGAUCAUCUGGCCUCUUUUCAUUGCAGGAAUUGCCACAUCCGACAGGAUAUACCAAGAUUGGGUGUCUAUCCGACUGCAUGAGCUCGGCCGCUAUGGGCUGAACUACAGCCGAGUCAGCGCUCGCUUCGACGAGAUCAUCCAAGGAGGUGAUCCAUUUGCACACGGCCAGAGACCCUUAUGUGCAUAG